AUUCUACUGCAAACACGCAGAAGGUGGGCACAAUCGUCCACGGCCCGGUUCUUCGAAAAGAAAAUUCGUCCACGGCCCCAAAAGCAAAAGUGCACGGACUUCCGUUUUCCGGCCCAAUCCACGGCGACGCUUUGGAUUGGGUUGGGACAGGUCACCGGAACGACUGAACGAGCGACGACGACGACGACGAGACGGCGAUAAGAUUUUGCCAAAAGCUCUGUAGCUGGGACACCGCACCGCACGGACGGCGGCAAGAGCCAAGAGGAAGAGGCUCCAGCAAGGCGGCGCCACGGCUUCAACAGGCGGCGUCACGACCAACCCAGAGGCUUCUUCACAGCAGCGGCAGCUGAUGCCCGACUCCCCCCAGCUCCAGCACCCGCCGCCUCCCCCACCCGCUCCGCCACCACCGCCGUCGGCCAGAACAACUCCAGCCGAGUCAGCGGCAGCAAAUGCCCAGCCCAACCUGAUUCCGGUGAAGCCGAGGAUGAUCAUCAAGGGCGUGCUCGGGCGGUACGAGCGCUGGAACCCCGUGCACCCGACGGCCGGCACCUUCUGGGGCGUCGGGCUCGGCCUCGGCUGCGGCGUCGGCUGGGGGCCGGGAUUCGGGCCCGAGGUGAUUGGGUACGUCGGCGCCGGGUGCGGCGUGGGAUUCAGCGUCGGCUUCACGCUCGCCGGCGUCGGCAUCGGCCUGCCGCAGCACGGCCUCAUCAGGAACCACGAGGACAGUGGUUUUGCAAGCAAUGUGCCACUUGAUUCAGCAAGGUAUUAUGCUGUAACUAUCAUCAAAGGUUUGGUCUGGGAUGCCAUCAACUAUGCAGCGGCAAUGAGGAAAGAAUCUCGGCAGAAGCUUCUGAGGUUCCAGGACAACCCUCCUGUUUCAGGAGUAGUUAAUCUGCCCAAGCUGGGGAAAGGCGUGUCAAGCAGCAUCAAGUCCUUCAAAGAUGAGCAUUGGCCUUCUUAAAAGACUCAUACAAAAUCAAAGGUUUAUGGAUACCGUGUAAAUCUGAAAGUGCAUUGUUGAAGCAUGAAUUUAGUGUACAUCUGGGGCCUUUCAACAGCUUGAACCUGAGGCCAGCAAUGAGGUAGGCGUUAUCUGAAGGAACCUGUACGCUUUUGCACUAGAUACAUAAGCUGUAGCUGUCUGAAAUAUUCUGAAGACCUGGAGCUGGAGCAUGUGAAUGGGGGGCUAUAGCUAGUAGGUAGUAGUGAUUCAAAUAUAAUGCUGCACCAGACUGACUGACACUGUGAGAUACUUGAAAACCACAAUAACCAUGGUUUGUACUUA
This is a messenger RNA of Panicum hallii, 1285 nucleotides long. RefSeq lists its product as uncharacterized. NCBI's taxonomy places the organism in Eukaryota, Viridiplantae, Streptophyta, Magnoliopsida, Poales, Poaceae. The transcript is spliced from 4 exons. Bases 350 to 961 code for a protein of 203 amino acids. The record is from RefSeq and is a predicted model, not a curated record.